This is a messenger RNA of Acanthoscelides obtectus, 1491 nucleotides long. The record is from the annotation of a GenBank genome assembly. NCBI's taxonomy places the organism in Eukaryota, Metazoa, Arthropoda, Insecta, Coleoptera, Chrysomelidae.
GUAAGAUAUUCAGAGAUAUUCAUAUGAAAUGUCAGGAGUUGUAUACGUUUAUGCUGCUAAGAUCUUGUUCUUUGGAUGAUCUCAGUAAGGUCUUCAAAAAAAAUUCCGACAACAUAGAAAUGUUCAAACCUAGGACUACUGGACCGUGUUCCUGGAUAAUCUUUGCUUUGCCACACAUUUUCAAAAGUCAAACUAUGAAUUCACCAAGUACAUCCAAUCUAGAACCAAGAGUAGCUAUUGCUUUGGAACUGAUCGUAUUGCUAGCACAGCCCCAACCAAACUGGACAUUGCUACUCAAGGUAUUGAGCAUGAGACAGCAAAGGGUGAUAAUGAUGAUUUUGACAGCUGCGUCGAAAGUUUUGCAAGAAGGUAUGCAAAAGCAACCAACACAAGACACGGAUUGCGGAGGAUUUUUGUGUUGCAAUGAUGGCACAUGUGUGGAACCAAAUACGCCCACCGUGGUUCGAGGCUAUGACAGACUUCGUAGACCCCUUACUCCAAAUCACUUCAGACACCGUCAGUUCGGCAGUUGAAAGCGGGGCUACAAUGUAUCAAGCUAUGGCGCUUACCUUGUCCUGUUUGAGCCUACUUUGGGACUGCGUACAUCCGGUCCUCAGAAAAAUCGCAGAUUUGCUACAAAAUUAUAUGCCUUUCAAUGUUGUACCUCUACAUCAAUCCUGUCUACUUCAAAUCGUCGUCAACGCUUUGUACACUAAGUUUUUGAACGAUUCGCAAGCUCUCGCCAAAAAUAAAGUUUGCGUUGACAAGGACAAAGUCCGUCAAAAAAUUUCAGUCACUAGCGCUGAGGCAAGCUAUCAAUCGAAAGAUGAAAUUCUCCUAGCAGUCGCAGAAGCUUUGUGCAGUGUCGAUGAAGAUAACAAACAUACAGAUCAAAUCGAAGAAUUUUUAGAGAACGCCAAGAACACUGACAAAGUGACGAGUGCUCUAGACAGGAUCGAGUCGACUUCUCAGAUGGCAGAUUUGUUGGUCAGUGAUAUACUGAUGACAGAUAACGGAAAAUGCAGUUUGAAAACGUUGUUUCAUUUUAUCAAAGGGAAUAAGGAAUGGAUCUAUCAGCAAUUGGGAGUUAGUGGAGAUAAAAGUCGAGUGCAGGAAGCUAGUAGAUCGAAACCUGCCCAACUAAGCCUGACUCAUACGAUGUUUCAUAUAGGAUACCACAAAUUUGAUGAGUUACUGACUGGAGAAUGUAAACCACACUGGUUAAAUCUGCUGCAAGCGCCAAUGGGUUUGAGACCAGAAAAAGUAUGGAGCCAUCUGUCUUCAAGAUGGGAUUUCAGAAACGCUUACUCAUCUAAUCUUCCAGCCCAUCAAAAUGAGAUUAUCAGUUAUAUAAGUUCAUUAUUCAAACAGUAUGUUAAAUAAAAGUAUUGUUCAGAACAACAGACGAUUUGGUCUGACUUAUGUUCCACAGUCUGUAUACAUCGGUAGGAGUUUAGGAAUAAAAAAACUUAGCUCGGUCUUUUCAAAAUA